Molecule: messenger RNA, 519 nt
Organism: Agelaius phoeniceus (red-winged blackbird)
Lineage: Eukaryota; Metazoa; Chordata; Aves; Passeriformes; Icteridae
Source: RefSeq, a predicted model, not a curated record
AUGGCGGCGGCCGCGCGGGCCCUGCGGCUGUCCCCAGCCCUGUCCCCUGUGCAGGUCCUUUUCCGUGCCCUCCAUGUCCCCAGCGCCACCCGGCAGCUCCACACCAGCCCCGUGUGCCUCAAGACGCGGGCGGCGCGGGUGCGCGCGGGCAGAGGGGACAAGAUGGUGACGUACGAGCAGGCGCACGCGCCGCACCACAUCGGGCACCGCAAGGGCUGGCUGUCCCUGCACACCGGGAACCUGUGUGGCGAGGCAGGGGCGGCCCAGCGGGCCCUGGAGGACGCGUUCCUGCGGCGGUUCCUGGCCGGGACCUUCCCGGGUUUGCUCCUGGACGAGCCGGUGCUGAAGCGCCGCGGGAACCUCCUGGUGCUCUGUGCCCUGCUGGCGCGGGCACUGCCGCCCCACAAGCUCUACUUCCUGCAGGGCUACACCGAGACCCUGCUCGGCCACUUCUACAAGUGCCCCGUGCGCCUGGAGCUGCAGACCCUGCCCGCCCGCCUGCCCUACAAGUUCCUCUAG